Bactrocera dorsalis (oriental fruit fly) is the source of this 799-nucleotide messenger RNA. Its product is annotated as heat shock protein 23-like. Gene Ontology annotation, biological process: protein refolding; response to heat. Bases 188 to 700 code for a protein of 170 amino acids. Lineage: Eukaryota; Metazoa; Arthropoda; Insecta; Diptera; Tephritidae. The transcript has a single exon. Gene Ontology annotation, molecular function: protein folding chaperone. The record is from RefSeq and is a predicted model, not a curated record.
GCACACGCGAUUAGCGGCAUAGUUGAAUUUCAAACAACAAGCAAUCAAAGCAAGAAAGCGUUGAACAAGCGCACAAAAAACCUUAAACAAAAUCUAAAAUAAAUUUUUUGCCAAAAAGCAAAGCGAAAAAACUGUUUUUAAAUUUUUCAAUUACUGUGAAGUGAAUAAACUAAAUACAAAAGUAAAAAUGUCGUCUCUACCAUUGAUCUUGAGCUUGGCUGAUGAUUUGAGCCGCUUAACGCCAUUCUACGAACCGGUGUUUUACACUCGUUGGCCCGCCGUUACCUCCUCACCCGGUGGCCGCUUACGCAAAUUUGAGAAAGAUUUACCCGUAGCAACUGUGGGAAAAGAUGGCUUCCAAGCCAGUAUGGAUGUACAGCAGUUCAAGCCCAGUGAGUUGAGUGUGAAAGUGGUUGAUGAUCACAUCGUUGUCGAGGGUAAACACGAAGAACGUGAAGAUGAUCAUGGUUACAUCGCACGACACUUUGUUCGUCGCUAUGCUUUGCCAAAAGGAUUCCAGGCCGAUAAAGUGGUUUCCACACUGUCUUCGGAUGGCGUGUUAACAGUUAGUGUACCAAAGCCGGCCAUCGAAGAUAAGUCCAAUGAGCGCGUUAUCCAAAUUCAACAAACUGGACCAGCUCAUUUGAAUGUAAAGGAUAAUCCUGAAGAAGCUACUAAAGAAGAGAAGUCAAAAUUAUAAAGAUUCAGUUCCUGUUAGAUUAAUUUAUUAAGAGAAGAAAAGUCUGUUUAUAAUUUAAGUUUGUAAAUAAAUUUGACUAAAUAAUUUGAAACUUAGAAA